AUUAUUCAUCUUGUCUGCAGGAAUUGGGGUUUCUUCUGAAAUGAUCUUUACAAGUGCUAUCUUUGGUUAUGAAUUUUAUGAUCUAAUUUGCAUUCAACAGUUUCCGCAAUGCAAUUAGUGUCAAAUGACAGUCGGGCAGAGGAUAUUUUGGAAACAGAGCCGAUUUUAUCUCAGUCCGCUACUGCCAAGAGAUCUGAGGAGUCUUCAUCUUCAAUUGAAAUCACUGUCAGCGGAGAAUUUUCUCUAACAGUCGAUGAUUCACCAAGUGGUGAUGCAGAUGAAAACUGUUCUUUAGUACAUGCAGACCAACCACUUUGCCGUAUAUGUCUUGAUACUGGAGGAGAAGAUCUGAUUGCGCCAUGUCAUUGUAAAGGCACACAGAAGCAUGUCCACAGAUCAUGUCUUGAUAACUGGAGAUCAACAAAGGAGGGCUUUGCCUUUUCACACUGUACAGAAUGCAGGGCAGUGUUCAUAUUGCGUGCAAAUGUUCCACCUGACCGCUGGUGGUUGAGGUUGAAAUUCCAGUUCCUUGUUGCUAGGGACCAUGCCUUCAUUUUUGUUAUUGUUCAGCUGUUUUUGGGAGUCUAUUUGAGGUACUUAAUUAUGGACUUUCAGCAUGCAUAUAUUGAAACUCUGCAGAUUGUAGCAUUUUUGGGUGUGUUGGUCUACAAAUUUUAUGGAGAGGAACUGAGGGAAAUGUUUGGUUAUGAAGAACAUCCUUACGGUUUUUAUACCAUGGCAGUUUUGGCAGUUGUGUUGGUGGGUUUGCUUUAUGGUUUCUUCAUAGCUAUAAUUUGUGGACAGAGGAUCAAUGAACGCCACUACCAUGUACUUGCCAAACAAGAAUUGACAAAGGAGUACAUAGUUGAAGACCGAGAAUCCAGUAAAGAUGUCCCAGAUCUUGAUCCCAGCCACAUUACCGAGCUAAGAAUGUUGGGCCUCUAUUAAGGUUCCCCAUUAUUAUGGAUUCAGAACUUUAUAAGCCAGAGGGUUUUGUGGUGGCAGUGGCACAUCUGGUCUCUCAGAUGCACAAAUUACACGUAGCAAUCCAACCCCAUGUUGAAUCGUAAUAUGUAAAUUUUACCUGUCCCCAGGUCCCGUGCUUUUUUUUUUUCCCUAGAAGAAAUCUCAUUUAAUCACAAACAUUGUUUCACCAUUGGAAUUACAAAUUGAUCAUCUUCUUUUAUUUCCUUGUUUUGUUGUUAAUACAACUGGUGAUCACACAAAAGCAAUGAGAACAUUGUGGAAGGCUUGUAAAGCCCAGUAUUUGGGAUAAUCAGUUUGUUCUUACGUUAAGUUUACAGUGCAUGUCUCAGGGUAUUUUGAAA
Molecule: messenger RNA, 1328 nt
Organism: Coffea arabica (coffee)
Lineage: Eukaryota; Viridiplantae; Streptophyta; Magnoliopsida; Gentianales; Rubiaceae
Source: RefSeq, a predicted model, not a curated record